Molecule: messenger RNA, 3129 nt
Organism: Musca domestica (house fly)
Lineage: Eukaryota; Metazoa; Arthropoda; Insecta; Diptera; Muscidae
Product: band 7 protein AGAP004871-like
Exons: 8
Coding region: 849-1892 (347 amino acids)
Cellular component (GO): plasma membrane
Source: RefSeq, a predicted model, not a curated record
UAUAAUGGAUGUACGUCUGUAUGUAAAUUCCAACAUAGAACAUGUACCGACGAAGUACAUGUGGCAUUUGAUGUACAUUUUCAACCAUCUGUAUGUGGGUGGUCUCUGCUCAUAUUUGUGGCUGAGUUCGUGUGUGUGGAUGUGUGUGUGAGAUUGUGUUAGCCACUUCUUUUUUGCAGCAUUGUUUCAUAUAACUGCAACUUUUGUGCAUAAUUAAAUAAUGAAAACAAUCAGUUGUUUGCCGUUCAUAGUAUUGCCAGGAUCUCUCAAGCGGAAAUCACAGUGACCGACGGUCUGGCCGGCACACCAAAAUAAAAGAGCAUAAAAACGAAAAAAAAACUAGGAAACCAAAUGUUUUAACUUUUGCAAAGCUACUUUGUUGGUGUGUUCACUUUCCUCUUUCGUUCAUUCGGUCAUUCAUUCGUCCAUUCAACUUCCAACAAUUUGCGGUCGUUUAAAAUGUGAUUCCGCGGAUUUUAUGGCCAAGUGCGUGCAUUCGAAUGCGGGUGUUCCGUUAACGUUUGUUUGCCAUUUCCGGCAAACGGGGGGCCAACAGUCAGUCAGACAUUUUAAAAUAAAAAAACAAUGCGUGAUUUUUAUUAUUAAUUUCAUCAAGCAGGAAGCGAAUACCAACAGCCAUCGAGUGCGAGAACAAAACACAAUUCUAAACGAGAUGCAAUAAAAAUCCAUUUCACCAUAAUUGCUUCGAGAGCCCAUAGCCGACGCCGCCAUAGCCCAUCAUCAUUGUUGUGCAGAACAAUUAUUGGCUGACUUUUUAAUUGGAAUUUCAGAAAAACGAACAAAAAUUUCGAACAAUUCAAGCAGCAGCGAAUUCCCGAAACCGUUCUAUGAAAAUGUCUUCCCUUGCCAGCCAUAAAAUGAUGGACGAGGAUGUCCAUGAGAAGGAGAAAUCAUCCACAUGCAGCACAUUAUUGAUAUUUUUGUCAGUAGCCUUAAUAAUUCUAACACUGCCGUUUAGUUUGUUCGUUUGUUUUAAGGUUGUUCAGGAAUAUGAACGGGCGGUUAUAUUUCGUUUGGGACGUUUAAUGUCCGGUGGUGCCAAAGGACCAGGUAUAUUUUUCAUUUUGCCUUGCAUCGAUUCCUAUGCUCGAGUGGAUUUGCGUACGCGAACGUACGAUGUGCCACCGCAAGAGGUCCUGACGAAAGACAGUGUAACGGUUUCGGUAGAUGCCGUUGUCUAUUAUCGCGUUUCGAAUGCCACCGUCUCCAUUGCGAACGUGGAGAAUGCUCAUCACUCGACGCGUCUGCUGGCACAGACAACGCUGCGCAACACAAUGGGAACACGGCAUUUGCAUGAGAUUCUAAGCGAGCGUAUGACAAUUUCCGGUACAAUGCAGCAAGCCUUGGAUGAAGCCACUGAUGCCUGGGGUAUAAAGGUUGAGCGUGUUGAAAUAAAAGACGUACGACUUCCGGUGCAAUUACAAAGAGCCAUGGCCGCUGAGGCGGAAGCAGCACGCGAAGCCAGAGCCAAAGUCAUUGCAGCCGAGGGUGAGCAAAAGGCAUCGCGUGCCUUGCGUGAGGCAUCCGAGGUUAUAGGGGCUUCACCGGCAGCCCUUCAAUUGCGAUAUCUACAGACAUUGUCACAAAUUUCAGCCGAGAAAAAUUCCACAAUUGUUUUCCCCAUGCCAAUAGAUUUGGUGACGUAUUUCCUCAAAUCAAAGGAUGCUGCCACCCAACAACUGGCCCAGGCAGCUGUGGCAGCCAUGGAUGAAAAGUCAACAGCAAUGCCGCAAACAACGUCAGCAAAAACACCACCACCAACAAACACAUCAACAACAACAUCGACAGCACCACCACCAACAACAACAGCAACAACGAAUACAAACAACAAUGGGAACAAGGACAUCAAGUCAUUAGAAAAAUCUGCCUAAAACCAAAACCAAUGUCAAUGAUUAAUCUGCCAACAGCGAAAGCAGCAGUGGCCGGCCGCUUUCGACUGCCCCUCCGCCUGGCAUCCAUCGAUCAUCAUCAUGUUAAUGGCCUGCUGAUUGUUUUUGUAGAAAGUUUUCGCUUUUUGGUCAGCAGCUGUCAAAACAUUUAUGUGUAAGCGUGUGCGUGUGUCCUGGGGCUUGUUUACAACGAAAUGCUUUCGUGUUAAUUGACUUACUUAAAUAUCAUUUGAAAACAACAACAAAUACCCUAUUACAGCUAACCUCUAAUCUUGUUGAAUCUUAGUGGAAUAAUAUUCACACAUCCGACCAAUAUUUUUGUUGUACGACAUAUGCUUCAUCAUGAUGAUGAAUUACAACUCUCUAAAACAUGUUGUACGACAUAUUGAAUUGUUAAUUGAUAUACAUACACAGACACACACACUCUCUCUCUAUAUAUAUAUACUUACAUAUUUACUGUGGUAUACCACAUCUAUCUCCUCGACAUCAUUAAUUUGUAGUUUUAAUCGUUUAUCCUAACUCAAGUUGUUCGCUAUGAAACUACUCUACUUAUAAUUGAAGCUAUUUACAUGGACUUAUAUAUUGGGGUGUAUCGAUGGCUGAAUUUUUAAUUUGAACAAUAUUUGAAUAUUGAUUUUUCUAAAAUAUAGAGAACAUAAGAAAUCAUAAGUCAUUCUUCUGCUGAAGAGUUGUUAAAGGCGUUCUAUCUAGCCAAGGAUUUUCGGUAUUCGGAAGACCUGUAAAGUUUUCCGACUACACAAAAUCUGUUUGUAGAAGACUUCUAUUACAAGCCUUAUAACCUUCUAUAGUUAGAAGAUCUCCCGAUUGACUUCCUUUAGAGGUCUUCUCUCUAUAAAAGAUGUGGUGUCUAAAAAAGAUCUCAGAAAUAUAGAAGAACUUUUUUUAGCCAUCUAUCUAUAGAAAAUCUGUGGAAGGUUUUCUACUUAAAGACAAACUGUAGCGGGAUUUUGUAGAACAUUUUGAGCAAUAAGCUACACAAACUGUAGCCUAUAGACUACAUAAGCCGAUUUCAUGAUGAUCCUUGAUCAGACACAAAAUUCAUCACGCCAUGACUUGGAAGUUUGAUAUGAGGCAAAAUUGUGUUUCGUAGCAUGAAAUAUACACACCAAGUCCUCUCACCCCUAAAAAGAUUUUUUCACUCCCCCAAAUGUGUAAUUAAGUUGAAAUUUAGAUCAUAUACAUUCGAAGCUUUCAUGGG